This is a messenger RNA of Metarhizium album ARSEF 1941, 330 nucleotides long. RefSeq lists its product as uncharacterized. The record is from RefSeq and is a predicted model, not a curated record. The coding region runs from base 1 to 330 and encodes 109 amino acids. The transcript has 2 exons. Lineage: Eukaryota; Fungi; Ascomycota; Sordariomycetes; Hypocreales; Clavicipitaceae.
AUGGCGACGACGCCCUCGCGAAGCGCGUACAGCACGCCGACGAGGGGCGCGCCCCGCGCGGCAGAGCCCACCACGUCCGCGAUGCGCGACCGCCAAGCGCGCGGCAAGGACCCCUACCGGGACGGCAGCGAGAGCGACUACGACGACGACAGCGCCGACAGGCGAGUCCGCCUGGGCAGACGGCUCGCGACGGAACCGUUCGAGGACAAGGAGAGGCGCGGCUUCGCCCUGAGCGUGCUCGACUGUCCCGAGUCGCUGACGAUGUAUGCCCUCGGCGCGGGCGAUGUGCGUUUGCCCUUUGCCCUUUGCCCCUUGCCCCUUGCCCCUUGA